Molecule: messenger RNA, 471 nt
Organism: Acanthamoeba castellanii str. Neff
Lineage: Eukaryota; Discosea; Longamoebia; Acanthamoebidae
Exons: 5
Coding region: 1-471 (156 amino acids)
Source: RefSeq, a predicted model, not a curated record
AUGUCCUUCAUCGGCGAGCCUGGCUCGCGGCUCCUACGCACCGCGGUCUUCGCAAUUGGCGUCUGCGCUGCGAAGCACGGCGAAACCGAGGCGGACACUUUGGUUAAAGAGGCCUUGCCCAGCCUCGUGAAGCGAGUUGAAGAGGAGGCAGCGAUCGACAACGCCGUAGCUGCAGCCCUCAAAAUAUGCUGUCACUGCCACAAGAGCCUCAGCGACACGGAACUCUUCCACGCGGUUGAAAAGGUCAUGAACCGGCUUCCGCUUGAGCAUGAUGAGGAAGAAAUGAAGACUGUCGGUGACUUGCUCUUCCAUUUUCUUCUGUUAAGACCGGAGGAGCGCGUGCAAGCAGCCGUGCUGGGACCAAACGGCGAGAACCGGGCGAAGAUUUUCGACAUGCUGAAGGCCCAGUGGGAGGGAGACCCAGAACGCGCCCACAUGCUGGCUCAGCUCAACUCCUCUACCUGGCACUGA